Molecule: messenger RNA, 345 nt
Organism: Ilex paraguariensis (yerba mate)
Lineage: Eukaryota; Viridiplantae; Streptophyta; Magnoliopsida; Aquifoliales; Aquifoliaceae
Source: the annotation of a GenBank genome assembly
AUGGCCAAGAGGAGGAUAGCAAAUAUAGCAAUAGUCAAGGCCAUUGAAGGCAGUGGUUUAUACAUUCACAGGUUCAGCGAUGAGCCUCGUGUAUUGGAUACGUCGAAUACAACCCGAUGGAAGCCCCCUCUACCUCCAAAUCUGAAGUUUAAUUGCGAUGAGACAUUUGAUAGUAAAACAAAGAAGUCGGAUGUUGGGAUGGUGCUAAGAGACAGCAAGGGUACCUUGAUCGAGGGAAGAGGAAUGAAGAUCCCCUUUGUAUCCAGUUGCUAUGCCGAAGCUCUAGCAGUGAGGGAAGCCUGCCUUUGGGCUCUGUCAAUUGGAGCAGUCGUAUUGAAAGCGUAA